CUUUUUCCGGAAUUGUGUCAGCUAGCUACAGAUAGCUAACGGAGAGCUAAUGCAAAGCGGCUCGGUUGCUCUCGUUGACAACAAGCGUUAAUAUCACGUCCACAGAAAGGAUUUACUGAAUUUAAAACACCCAACAGAUCAAAACACAACACUCCUAUAAAGUGGGGAACACGUCUUGCUUGUCAGAGGGUGCUGCUCCUCUGACUCCGCCGUAUGACCGCAGGACCCGCAGCCAGAUGACCGGCGGACCUCACAGUCUCAACAUGAAUCCUGUCAGCUACCAUAGCAUGUUGUCGUCUGUGAACGGUGGACACCCUAAUUUGGUCUUGGAUCGUGUGUUGAGCACCUCCAACGUGAAGUGCUGUCAGAAGUGUGGAUUUGCUUCCACGGACGCUGCAGAGUUGAAGAGGCACAUGCUGGAGCACAGAGGGACGAGGUUCUACUGCUUCUACUGCAACAAGGUGUCGUUCAGCGAGGCGGAGUUAAACGCUCACCUGAAGCAGCACAGUUCAAAGUACCCAUUUAAAUGUCCUCACUGUGGACAGGGCUACAUGCGGAGGCUGUGCCUUGUGAAGCACAUUGAUCGUUUGCAUAGUAAAAGCAUCAGUCAAGGACCUGCUAAGCCCGGCACACACGCUCCUGUCUCCAGUGCCUUAUCAAGUGUGCCCACCGCUGAUCCGGCAUCACUCCGACCGGCCGUCCGGGUGACGGUACCCAUCGCGAGUGCACCUGCAGUCAGGCAGGGUAGAGAUGAACUGAGAGGGAAAACACUGGACACGAACGUAUCGAAUGCCACGAAUGGCAGCGCCGUUCUUUUGACCCCUUUGAAUGGACUCAUUCAGCACCACAGGGCUCUGACGGUUUCUCUUCCAGAGGAAGUGACGAUCCCCGCCGGCUGCUUGGUCGAGCUUGUUGAGGUGAAAACCGUCAACGGGACGAAGGAGCUGAAGCUGAGGCUCGUCUCUCAACAAGAAAACGAGUCUGUGAUAAAAGAGACGAGGACCACGGUCUCUCAAAACACUGCGCUGGGAAAGCCAUUCUUAUCCUCAUUACACCACCCGAACGCCGUGAAGUCCAUGAGCAUGGGGAUGUGCACGGUCAACAGGAAGCAGUGUGAAGCAAAGACUGUCAAUGUGGAGCGCCCCGCCAUUUCUAGAAACCUCCCAAAUCACGUCAACAAAGAAAAAGCUGGAUUUAAAAGAGCGUCACAAGAAAUAAUCAACUUGGAAAGUCACACAGUCGUUCCAAACAAGGUUCCCAAAAGCAUCCUCAAUCCUGUAAGAGAAGGAAAUGGUGGGAUCAGAGUGACGCAGAGCGAACUGGUGAGCCACAGUGCAGCUCUGUCCUCCGUUAUCUGCAACAGGCUCGGCCAAAGGUUGACCGGCGCCCUGCAUCCAGAGAACAUGGGAGCGUGUGUUCCUCAGAGAGCCGUGGACGAGAGAAAGCAUUUAAUGCCUGAGCAUUCCAAGAGUAUCCCACCCAGGAGGGCAAGUGACAUAACAAUCCCUCCGCGAGAUGUUUCGGUGGCUGUAAAGCUGGAACCAGGCGAGAUAUGCCUCAAGAACAACUCCUCUUCAAAAAUAAAGACAGAGGCAGAGUGCUCGAACCAGCAGAAUUCCUCUUCUCCCUGCUUGAGUGUCCUCUUGGCUGCGUCUGCCCAAGUGAGACCUCCAGCGAUUCUACUUUGUAAGGAUAAAGUUUCAAGUCCGUCUUUUUCAAUCCCCAGAAGCCUAAAUGAGUCCUCAUCAGUCAGAACGCCGGCACUCUCCAACCGCAAAGGUCCGAAGAUAUCGGCCUGGAAGCAGGAAGUGAGAUCCGGCGAGAGGGCCGGAGAACGAGACGCGCUAGAGCCCGAGGGUUUCCCCGUCAUCUCCUCUGUGUUUUCACUAAGCCAACAACCAGGCGAUGUCCAAGGCUCCAUGCAACCGCUGGUGAUGGCGCUGCGGGGCAUCGUGAUGGAUAAAAGUAACCGUACUGGUUGCACAACUCAAGAUCACGUCAUGGUGACAAACAUCACAGAGCGGGCGACGGAGGCGCUGACGUCCUGUGUUCAGGUGGACACUAAAGACGGGUCCAUCAUCCACAAGCUUUUAUUGACGGAGCGGACCAGCGACACUAUCAAAAUAGAGGAUAAAUGUGUUCAGCACCCUUCUGCACUGACCCACAACUACAUCAACGAGGAAACAAAACGCACCGCGACAAUAGACAGUAAGAAACGCAGUCACACCCCUGUUUCAAAAUCUCCUACAGAUGAGGAAUCUGUUUCCAAAAUCGCCGCACAUGUGUCUGCGGAGCCCCCGCAGCAAAUGGCAAAAAAUGAGCACGACAUCUCAAAGUUCCUGACUGUCUCGCUGAAACGUGUACAAGUAGGCCUGUGGAAAACAAACAAGAAGGGGCUGAAGCUCACAAUAUCCAAAUACAAGACUCAGGUACCGAUGGGCGGUCUAGCCGGCUGCACCGUCAUUUACCCGAUGCCGCUGAAGGUGGACCAGCUGGUGAAGCGGCCGAGCCCCUACCAGCCCGUGGUGGUGCUCAAUCAUCCGAAGCCCCGGGCCUCCUCCGUGCAGGGCGCGAGGCCAGACACUGUCGCGGACAACACGGGAGAGUCCGAGGUGGCUCCCAAGUGCCAAAUCUUAAAAAUGAGGCUGAGCAAAGUGAUGGGGCAGAAGUACGAGGUGAUGGGGUGCACUGUCGGCGUCUUUCCAUGAAUUGUAUCCCACGAUGUGUCCCCAUACAGAAGUGUACGAUUAUGAGAAAAUAACUAGUAUUACAACGAUGAGAUGUUGACUGAAAGAUAGACAAAGUAUGAGGGCGCGUAACAUUUAAAAACAAUGGACAUCUGAUUAUCAAUGUGUUACACGUAUGUUGUUUGUAUAGGCAUGGAUUGUGCAAUGCAGCU
Anarrhichthys ocellatus (wolf-eel) is the source of this 2899-nucleotide messenger RNA. RefSeq names its product zinc finger protein 518B (gene znf518b). Gene Ontology annotation, molecular function: DNA-binding transcription factor activity, RNA polymerase II-specific; RNA polymerase II cis-regulatory region sequence-specific DNA binding. NCBI's taxonomy places the organism in Eukaryota, Metazoa, Chordata, Actinopteri, Perciformes, Anarhichadidae. Bases 237 to 2708 code for a protein of 823 amino acids. Gene Ontology annotation, biological process: regulation of DNA-templated transcription. The record is from RefSeq and is a predicted model, not a curated record. The transcript has 2 exons.